Scomber scombrus (Atlantic mackerel) is the source of this 3132-nucleotide messenger RNA. It is a transcript of the gene e4f1, whose product is annotated as E4F transcription factor 1. Gene Ontology annotation, cellular component: nucleus. NCBI's taxonomy places the organism in Eukaryota, Metazoa, Chordata, Actinopteri, Scombriformes, Scombridae. Gene Ontology annotation, molecular function: RNA polymerase II cis-regulatory region sequence-specific DNA binding; DNA-binding transcription factor activity, RNA polymerase II-specific. The transcript has 14 exons. Bases 37 to 2358 code for a protein of 773 amino acids. Gene Ontology annotation, biological process: regulation of transcription by RNA polymerase II. The record is from RefSeq and is a predicted model, not a curated record.
CGUAGCGGCGGCGUUGCGACAGAGACGGAGAACGACAUGAAUGUUGAAAAUAAUCAUACGGCAGAAACAGAGACGGAGCAAACGAGGAACGGCACCGAGACGAUCACCAUUGAAACCACUCUGGGAGAUGAAGAUGAAGAUGUGCACAAGUGUGGACGCUGUCAGUCCGAGUUUUCCACGUUGGAAGCUUUCAUCCAGCACAAGCUCCAUCAGAGCUGCAGACGAGAGGCGACCAGCCAGGAUGCCCCUAAACAGGUUGCUGCAGCCAACGUAACCCCUUCUGCAGAGGUGAAAACAGUGGAAAGUUCAUCUUCAGAUGAGCCCGUGAAGACCAACCCUAACGAUGAAAGCAGUAGUCAGCUGGGUCGAGGCCGCAGGAAGAAAAUUGCUGCGUUAAAAGUCACUGAGCAGUCAGAUGGAACUGAGGGAUCCAUAUCCGACAAUGCCGACAGUGACAAACUCAUUUACAAAGUCAACCAAGAGGGUCGCUACAUUUGCCAACUCUGUGAAAAGACAUUUAAAACGACCAACAUCCUGAGAACUCACAUGAAAACUCACAGCGACCAGAAGAACUUCUCAUGUGAACUGUGUGAUACCUCCUUUCGCACUAAAGGUUCCCUUAUUCGUCACAACCGUCGUCACACUGAUGAGCGGCCGUAUCGCUGCACCCUGUGUGGCCAGUCCUUUAGAGAGUCAGGUGCCCUCACCAGACACCUUAAGGCUCUCACACCCUGCACAGAAAAGAUCCGCUUCGUUCAGUACAAGGAGAUCCUGGUCAGCAAGGAUGGAGUACAGAAAGGAGUUGAAGCUGAUCAUGCUGCAGUGGCCGGCCAGCAAGAGGUGGUGGUUGUGGAGCAGCAGUCAGAGCAGCAGGAGGUGGUGGAGGCUCAGACUGCUGUCGUCAGUGUGGUAGAGGCUGGCUCCCAAGAGGUCCUCCAUCAGGUCCACUUUACUAUGGAGGUGGAUGGCACAACGCAGGAACAACAGGUGGUGGUGGAGCAGUCUCAGGCAGAAGCCCUGGCUGCAGCCGCAGCAGCAGGCGACAGUCUCAUCUGCCAGGCCAUCAUCAACUCUGGCAUUGCACUGGGGACAGAGGAAGCAGUGGUCGAGGAGACCUCACAGGCAACUGAGGAGAUAAAUAAAGUGGUCACCGACUGUCCUGAUGCCGAUGAGAAUAUCACAGAGAUCCAGGUUAAAGAAGAGUUUGUGGAGAUGGAGGCAGAGGAAGCAGGUGAUGGAGAUGAUCAGUCAUGCAUAAAAUUGUACACAUGUCCACACUGUAGUCGCUCUUUCAAGGGCCUGAACUAUUUCCGGUUCCAUGUCAAGGGCCAUUAUGGUUACAAGCCCUUUAAGUGCACUCUGUGCCACAGGGAGUUUCUGAGUGGUUACCUGCUUAAGAAACACAUGGAACUGCAUGUCAGUGAGAGGAGAUACAAGUGUGGAGAGUGUGGCAAGCUGUACAAAACCAUCGGUCAUGUGCGUGAACAUAUGAGGGCCCACUCUGAUGAAAGACCUUACCACUGUGUCAGAUGCAACAAGGGGUAUAAGACUAAGAAUGCUUUGCAGGUGCAUCAGCGGACUCAUGGGGAUGAGAAACCUUACGUUUGUCAGUUUUGCUUAAGAGGCUUCAGAGAGAAAGGUUCUCUGGUGCGACAUAUCCGCCAUCACACCGGAGAAAAACCUUUCAAGUGCACAAAGUGUGGCCGGGGUUUUGCUGAGCAUGGGACCCUCAAUCGACACAUGCGUGCAAAAGGAGGCUGCCACAAGGACGAUUCCAGCGAGCAGCAGCAGGGUGAGGUAACAGAGGAGCAGACAUCAGUGGACAGCCUCGCUACAGCAGCCAUCAUCUCAGAGGAUCCUCAUGCUGUCCUGGUGGAGUUCUCCUCUGUGGUGGCAGACACACAGGAGUACAUCAUCAAGACUCAAACAGACGAGCAAGUGCAGGAAGAGGAGGUUACACUCAUUCAAGACAGCGAAAAUGAGAUGGGCAACCACAUCAUGAAAGUGGUGCAGAGAAUUGUCAGCCAGUCACAAGGUGCCGGCGGCACAGGCAGCCAUCAGAUCAUUGUGCGCAACGUUGCGAUGAACGAGGAGGGCGCAUCCAUCUCCGACUGUGGCGACACCAUCACCAUCGCUACACCGGAGAGCCUGACGGAGCAGGUGGCCAUGACACUGGCCUCCGCCAUCAGUGAUGGCACACUCCUGGCCACAGCUGGCACUGUGGAGACACCAGACGGAACAGUUACUAUGGUUACGACAGAGGAAGUGGUGCAGGAUGGAAUACAGAUGGUGCAGCAGCAAGAGGAAUAUGUCAUCACCUCUCCAGAGGAGGUGGAGAUUCAGACUGUCAUUGUGUGAUUGUAGCGUAUGUACUAUGGACUGCGAUGAAUGUGGCUCUAAACCUGCGUAGCAGAUUACUGUCCAGUUCAUAUGAGCUUCGUUUGGGGCUGAUUGAGUUACAAAAGUAAGGCCAAAGUGUUUAUAAAGUUACAGAAAUAGAACAACUUAGCCAUUUUUGUAUGACAUGUAAAGAAUGAGUGUGCAUGAGGACUAGUUUUGUUCUAUCGUGAUACAUUUUUGUUUAUUGAUUGACUGAAAUGAAGCACUGCAUUCAUAUUUGUAGCUAAUGUUACAACUUUUAAGUGCAUCUGGCUUAAAAGACUAGAUUAUUAGCUUAAUUUUAUAAGGUUUUCAUGUAGAAGGCCCGUUUAAAGACAGAAGUGUAUUUCUUUUACGUUGCACAAACUGAACAUGUUUGUCUCUGCAUUAUGUUCUAGGCUUUUCCAACUAAACCGUUGCCCUGUUGCCUUCAUCUGUUAGCCUCUUUUCUUUCCUGCUGUCAAAAAGUGAAAUCCCUAUUUCUAUUUCUUGUACUACCUAAAACGGCAUCAUUUGAUUGCAGAUUUCAGUUGCACUCUCUGAUGUCCAGGCUGGCCACGGUCACAUCUUGAAACUCUUCUCUUCUUUAAAGACUGAUCCAGAUUUGUGCACCUGCCUGCCUGCCUGAGACCAUUCAGGGACACUAUAAAUUUCCCCAUGGUACAGUUUUGCUGUUCUGAGCUGGUCAAUCAAAUGCAUCUCUAAGCAUGACAGAUUCACCAGUACACAGACAUAAAAAUGUGGCCAGUUUAC